UUGAGAAUAAACCCCGCCGCCGGAACGAGCUCUCCAAAUUCCUCUAGUGAGUUUGGGUUAGAACGCGCUACACUUUUCGUCCGUGAGACACAAGUUAAGUCGUGGAGCCCACAGGACAACCAUGGAGAACUACAAGCAUUUCCUUGUUUUGUUGAUUUUUGCUUUUGCAAUCGGUUUCGUCUCCGUUGUACUGGUUCUCAGAUGGGUUUUACAUUUCAGAGAAGGGCUUGGAUGGGAUGGAGGACCGGCCGAAUUUAACUGGCAUCCUCUUCUGGUUGUUAUUGGUUUUAUUUUUCUUCAAGGAAUUGCAAUUGUUGUCUAUAGACUUCCCUGGACCUGGAAGUGUAGCAAGCUUAUGAUGAAGUUGAUUCAUGCAGGCCUGAACAUGCUGGCCUUCGUCCUGGCUGCUGUCUCUCUGGUAGCAGUGUUCGACUUCCAUAACGCUCAGAACAUCCCCAACAUGUACAGCCUGCACAGCUGGGUAGGCUUAGCCGCCAUCAUACUCUACUCGCUACAGGUCGUGUUGGGGGUCAGCGUCUACCUCCUGCCUGUGAGCCCUGUGUAUCUGCGUGCAGCCCUUAUGCCCAUUCAUGUCUACAGUGGCUUGUUCAUCUUUGGCUGUGUGAUCGCUACUGCUCUCAUGGGCAUUACUGAAAAGCUCUUAUUUGCCCUGAAAGAUCCAAAGUACAAAGACUCACCCCCCGAGGCCAUGUUCGUUAACAUCCUCGGGGUGCUGAUAGCUGUGUUCGGGGGCCUCAUCCUCUGGAUCGCCACGCGUCCCUCCUGGAGGAGGCCGAGCGAGGAGCACCUUCGCAGGGCGCAGAGCAGCGAGCCGCAGCUGACCGGCACCAAACCUGCCGCGGCCCUGUCGGAGAGGCCUGACCUGGAGGCCAGCAACGACGCUCGCAGGCGAGGUGCCAAGACGGAGGAGUCUGGAGGAGCAGUGUGAAGCAGAAGCCGCAGGAGCAGGUGUCUGCCUGCUGAGCGUUACUAUUUCAGAGCAAAUGAGAAAAAAAAAAAUCCCCAAACCUAAACCUAAGGAUGUUCUUGGAUGAAAGAGCUUUAUAUCAGGGCUGUUUUUACGCUGUUGUCAAAGUUUUGUGUGCCAUACUAUCAUAAGAUUGAUCUUUAAACUUGUUUUAAAGAGUUGAAAGGGAUGAUAACAGUAGCCAUUAUACAGCAUUUAUUCACAGGGAUGUCUCCAUCUGGGUUAUUGAAAAUUAUUUGCAUUUUCGUUGUAGGUGGUAGGACAGAGAUUGUUGUCACUGUUGUCUUUAUCAGUUCCAACUUCAGUUACUAAUUUCAGACCAAACUGAACACUAUUUGUAGUACAGUACAGUGAGCUGUACUCUUACCAAGUUAUCAUUUAACUCUCUUCUGUCAUUGCCUUUUAUUACAUUGCACUAAUAUAACAUCACUGUUUUGCAACAAGAUGUGCUGUAUUCAAUAACUGAAAAAGCAUACCUUUUACAAUAGCAAAUGAUCUCACAAGGUAGUUUUCUUUUGGUGUAUAAAAAUGUUUACAGCUUUGUUGGAUAGGCAGCUGUUAGACUGUUUUGUGGUAGUUUUGGGUCGCCUGAUCGCAUAUGUAAUGGUUUGCCCAGCAGCUGCCUUUGUGUUGGGGGCGAAAAAAGGUCUGGUGUUUGUUCAGUGCCGUGGUCGAUCCAUGUAUUCAGGUGCUAAAUUCUCCAUGUUCCUUACAGAGACGUGUAAACGUUCUCCAUCAGGCCUGAACGUUAGCUCGGCCUGUUGUAGCACGUCUCUGUGUGCGAGACACUGCAACAGAGGCUGCGGUCAGCAACCACGCCCAGUCUCAGACCCAGGUGGUAAACAUCUGCACUGACCACCAGACUGAAGUGCAAGCUCUUUGACGCAGUAGUCAGAACAUACAUGUGCCUUCCUGGGUGAUGAACUCCAUCACACUCUACCCUCUCCUUGAAGGGGUGACAUCCGUGAGACUCUCAUCAAAAUUAACACACAAGCGUAGUCAAUCAAGAUUGUUAGUAUUUUGGAGUACCGUUGGGCUAUUACCUUACAUGUUCCUUUCUGGUCAAGACCAAUUUUUGUUCUUUUUUUGCCAUUUUCAUCCUCAAAUCAUUCUGUAGAUAAUGAUUGCUAUAUUUUUAUAUUUACAACAUCAUCAAUAAACUAGUAUGCUGUA
This is a messenger RNA of Electrophorus electricus (electric eel), 2161 nucleotides long. RefSeq names its product cytochrome b reductase 1 (gene cybrd1). The record is from RefSeq and is a predicted model, not a curated record. Gene Ontology annotation, cellular component: lysosomal membrane. NCBI's taxonomy places the organism in Eukaryota, Metazoa, Chordata, Actinopteri, Gymnotiformes, Gymnotidae. Gene Ontology annotation, molecular function: oxidoreductase activity.